GGGGCCGAAGGGAGAGAGAGUAUCAGAGAGUGUGUUUCAACUUCAUAGUCUUCUUCGUAAGGUUAGUAAAGUUGUAGAAUCCCUCACCCCCUUCAACAAGUCAAAACCUUUAGCGAUGAGUAGCUUCAACGGGGACGAUUUCAAAGGCCUACGCAUAACCCAGCUCGACGAUGACGACGAAGACGUUAAAAAAGAAUCUCCAGUUGAAGCAAUAAACCUCGAUGAAUUCGAUGACGAUGACGACGACGAGGAAGAAGACGAAAUAGAGCCUGUGAUAUUGGGAUUCGUCGAGAGCCCCAGGUUCCCAUGGUCUAAUCUCCGACAACUCUUCCCUAACUUAGCAGGCGGUGUCCCGGCAUGGUUGGAUCCAGUUAACUUACCAUCAGGGAAGUCUAUUCUAUGUGACUUAUGUGAAGAGCCACUUCAGUUUGUACUUCAGCUUUAUGCUCCGUUAACGGACAAGGAAUCAGCUUUUCACCGGACGUUGUUUCUCUUCAUGUGUCCAUCUAUGUCUUGUCUCCUCCGUGAUCAACAUGAGCAAUGGAAACGUUCCCCUGAGAAACCUAUGCGGAGUGUGAAGGUGUUUCGUUGCCAAUUGCCUCGUGUUAAUCCAUUUUACUCCAGUGAGGCACCAAAACACGACGGAACAGACAAGCCCUUGGGACCUGGAGCUCCUCUUUGUACUUGGUGUGGAACAUGGAAAGGAGAUAAAGUAUGUGGCGGCUGCAAGACUACUCGAUAUUGCUCACCUAAACACCAGUCCCUACAUUGGCAUAGGGCUCAUAAAAUCGAAUGUCAAAAGCUUCGUGCGGUUCUUGAAACAUCUGACUCAGUCGAUAAUGGGGUUUCUCUGACUCAAGUGCAGAAAGCUGCGAGUAAGAGUCUGUGGAAAGAGUUUGUAUUGAUCAAUGUGGAUGAAAGUGAGUAUGAUACAGAGAUGUCAGAAAGUGAUGAAGUUGCUCAACCUAUGGUGGUUUCAAAGAGAGAAGUGGACGACCAAAUGAAAUCUGUGAUGAAGGAUUUUGAGGGAGAUGCUGAUAAGAUUAGUUGGGUUAAUUUCCAGCAACGUGUAGACAAAGCACCUGAACAAGUUCUAAGAUAUUGCAGGAGCUCUGAAGCAAAACCACUUUGGCCAAUAGCAAGCGGUCGAGUUUCUAAAUCUGAGAUUCCAAAUUGCAAAUCUUGUGGUGGACCUCGUUGUUUUGAGUUUCAGGCAAUGCCGCAGCUACUUUUCUUCUUUGGAGGGAGCAACGAGAGGGAAUCACUUGAUUGGGCAACAAUAGUGGUGUACACGUGUGAGAACUCGUGUGAAUCGAGUUUGUGUUACAAUGAAGAGUUUGUUUGGGUUCAAGUCUACAGUCAAACAACUUAAGCAUCUUCUCUUGUGUUUCUCUUGCGGCAAAAGUUUUGUUCUUAACCGGAUCAGCCCGGACUUACAUUUGUAAAAUUUGCCUGGGUUAUAUACACUUGUUCGUACCCUUUCUUUUGGUUAUAAAAAGAUUUGAUAUUAAAACCUCUACUACAAAAUUUGAUAUUAAAC
This is a messenger RNA of Eruca vesicaria subsp. sativa (arugula), 1540 nucleotides long. NCBI's taxonomy places the organism in Eukaryota, Viridiplantae, Streptophyta, Magnoliopsida, Brassicales, Brassicaceae. The record is from the annotation of a GenBank genome assembly.